Brenthis ino (lesser marbled fritillary) is the source of this 4541-nucleotide messenger RNA. The record is from the annotation of a GenBank genome assembly. Lineage: Eukaryota; Metazoa; Arthropoda; Insecta; Lepidoptera; Nymphalidae.
AUGGUAAUUUUUCCAAUAAUUUUAUCAUUAAGUGUUGUUCAUAUAACUUUGUGUACACAAAGCCACAGUAAACCUAUUUAUGUGGGGCGAUUUUGUCCAGAAAUUGAGGACAUUUACUCAACUUUUGGACCCUCACUAUACGAUGGAUAUGUUGUAUGGAUAACAAGAGCAUUGAAAGCUGCUACGGAAAUAAAAGUGAAACUUGAUUCUGUUGGAAGCUUAUCACUUGAUAAAGCAAGAUUUACGUCAGAAAUAGAUCUUAUUGAUAAUGUCUUUUCAUUUGUUCUGCUAGAAGAUGUAAAAUAUGUUUUUUUUACUGUAAGUGGAAAAGACUACCCUCUGCAACCGCCAUAUAUACUUAGCGUUAAAAUAAAUGGAGAAGAAAAUUGUAAGAAUAUUAAUCGGCAAUACUUUGAACAAUCUACUGGAGUCAUAAAGUUUUGGCCUAAAGCACCUGACAAAUUUUGUGGCAGACGAAAAAUAAACGAUGAACCUUUACCAUUAAUUGUUAGUGGAUCAUCAACCAAGGCAGGCCACUGGCCUUGGCAUGCCGCCAUAAAUAAAAUUAUCAAAGGCUACCAAACUUAUAUAUGCGGAGGUACACUGAUUUCAAAAUAUUUAGUUUUAACAGCGGCUCAUUGCACUACAACCCGGGGCGUGCCACUCAAUCCAGAAAUUCUUGGUGUAAUUCUUGGAAAAUAUCGUCUCAAUGGCAUCGAAAAUACUAAUCAAUACAGGGAGGUGUUCGAAGUGAUUAUUCACGAUAACUUUGAUAGGAGAAGUCUUAACAAUGAUAUCGCUUUAUUGAAGUUAAGUGCAGAAGCCUUCUUUAACAACUUCGUCCAACCGGCUUGUAUUUGGUUAGACGAAAUUUAUGAUGAAUUACCAUCUCUUGAAAUUACUGGCACGGUGGUAGGAUGGGGGAUAGACCAAUCUGAAACACUUUCGACAAAACUUCUUUUAACAGCCGCUCAUUGCGCCACAGUCCAAGGUGUGCCAGUCAAUCCAGAUCUUCUUGGAGUAGUUCUCGGGAAAUAUAGUCUCUAUCGAAUUGAAGUUACUAAUCAAGACAGAGAGGUAUGUGAAGUAAUUGUUCAUGACGAAUAUAAUAAGAAUUCCGUAAAUAAUGAUAUCGCUUUGUUGAAGUUAAGUUCGGAAGCCAUAUUUAACAACUACGUCCAACCAGCUUGUCUUUGGUUUAACGGAAUCUAUGAUCAUUUACCAUCUUUUGAAAUUACUGGCACGGUGGUGGGAUGGGGGAUAGACCAAUCUGAUAUGCUAUCGAAAAACCUUCGUUCAGCAACACUUCCAAUAGUCCCAGAUAUAACUUGUAUAAGAUACGAACCAAUAUAUUACACCAGUGUGCUAAAUGGGAAGAAAUUUUGUGCUGGAAAUAGUAAUGGUACUUCUGCAUGUAACGGAGAUAGUGGCGGUGGAUUCUUUGUGUUUGUAGAGGAUGAUAGGAACUAUCAAUAUGACAAGGAAGUCCCAGUUGAAGAGAGACCAGGAGCUUGGCAAAGGUUUGUGUCUGAGUUUGAAGAAGCGCAUUUCUUUAUACUCGAACUUUUGGACUCGUGUGAUGGCAGCGUUGAUGAUGAUGACAUACGUGCGCGUUUUGACGAUGCAUACUUUCAAGUCAUGGCUAUCCUUCGUAGUUUAACGAGAGGUGAAUUGAAUUUAUCUGACACGUCUAAUAUGUCGGCUGGCACGAGUUCUAACAUCAAAUCUCCUUUGUCUCAUGUACGCUUACCGAAAAUCCAAUUACCGAGUUUUUCAGGCAAUAUAAAGAAGUGGCCUGAGUUUAUCGAUACAUUUAACGCUCUUAUACAUAAUUGUAACUCCAUAACGGACGUUGAGAAAUUUCAUUAUUUAAUCUCUUCGUUAAGCGGCGAUCCGUUGUCACUUAUUCGUGUGUUUCCCGUAUCCGGUGACUAUUAUUCAGAUGCGUAUGCCGCGUUAAUCGCGCGCUAUCAGAAUACUCGUGAAUUAGCUUAUACCUGUUGGAAGGAUAUUUUAAAUGUAAAUUUGAAAAUUCAAAAUAUAAAUGACUUUCGUCGUAGCUUGGACAGUAUUGAUGAGAAUUUGAGUAUUUUAAGAAAGUUAAAUUUACCUGUUGAGCAAUGGGAAUUUAUAAUCGUUUAUCAUGUUCUAUCGAAAUUAGAAUCGAAGUUGCGCCGGGAUUUCGAAGAAAGUUGUUGUAGUUCUGAAUUUCCUAAAUAUAUUAAUUUAAAAGAGUUUUUACAUUCAAGAUGUGAAGCGCUUAUACGAGAUAAUCAUUUUUCUGAAGCUACUAAAGCCGCUUUUCAUGUUGUAAAGGAUUCGAUUAGGCCUCCUUCUAAUAUUGUUAAACGUCGUCCUGUUACUCACACAUUAGUCUCUAGUCAUUCGGAUGAUAAACUAAAAACUGGAGAAACGCGGCAUGACAACUCCAAGGUUAUGCCUAAAUGCUCGUUUUGCACAGAUGCUACUCAUUCAAUUGCACAUUGUAAGCGAUUUCUAUCAAAAUCGGUAGAUGAACGCAUGUCUGUUGCAAACGAAAAAAGAUGGUGCUUCAACUGCCUUAAAUCAUCUCAUCAAUUAAAAGAGUGUAAGUCGAUUUUCCGAUGCCUUAAAUGUAAACAUAAACAUCACACAUUGCUUCACAAAGAGCAAUCUACCGAUACCCCGUCUCGUUCUGUGUCCUUAAUCGCCAAGGCCUCUGGUUACGAAUUAUGUACAAAAUCUUCACUAAACACAACUGUUCUUCUUGCUACCGCUAUAGUGCAGAUAGUAGAUGAAAAGGGUCGGUAUCAUUGUUUUCGGGCACUGUUUGAUACUGGCAGCCAAAACAAUUUAAUUACUUGUGACGCAGCUCGAACCUUAAAUAUUAAACAAGUACCAUGCGAUGCAAAUAUUAACGGUUUAGGUGGAUUGUCUGCAGAUGUUAGUCACAUGGUUCGUUGUUCACUCGCAUCAAACAACAAGGUUUUAUUCGAUGUUGACAUGCAUGUCAUAUCAACUAUUUGUGGCGAUCAGCCUAUUGCUAAACUUAAUACGAAUGGUUGGUCUCACAUUCAAUCGUUACCCUUGGCAGAUCCAGGUUUCGAUAUACCUGGGCCUAUCGAUAUUUUGCUUGGUGCAGAUAUAUUCGCUGAUUCUCUAUUGGACCAAUGUAUGAAGGGUCGGUCUAAUCAACCUGUUGCGAUGAAUUCAGUCUUUGGAUGGCUUUUAUUAGGUAGAACACACCUCACAUCCUCGUCCUUAUUACAAUAUACAGCCAAAUCCGACGAGCUGACUUCUAUGGUUCAACGCUUCUGGGAGAUUGAUAAUGUUCCUCAAGCAUCAAUUCUCACACCACUAGAUAUGGCAUGUGAAAAGGCAUAUGUCACCGACCAUUAUCGUGAUUCAACAGGCAGAUACGGAGUUCAGUUACCUUUUAAGGAUGCUGACAAAGUAAAUUUUUGUCCUGAAAAUAAUGAUAUUUACUCUCGUUUUUACCGCAUGAAUGAGGGGUAUGAUGUCGUAAUAAAAAAUAAUUUAACAGCUGCUACUUUUAUAACAGUGAAAUUGGAUUCUAUCGGAAGAGUAACCAUAAGUAGUUUAAAUAAAGUCAGGUUUACGUCAGAAGAAGAUUUAGUUAACAAUAUUUUUUCAUUUAUUUUGCUAGAAGAUCCAGAUCCAAGGUAUUUGUUUUCAUUUACUGUAAAAGGAAAAGAUUUUCCUCACCAUCCGCCCUACGUUGUCAGCCUUAAAAUAAAUGGAGAAGAAAACUGUAGGAAUCCUAAUCGGACAUACUUUGAAGAGUACCACCAUGUCACAAAAUAUUUACCUGAUGCACCUGACAAAUUCUGUGGCAGACGAAAAGUAAAUAAAGAAUCAAUAUCAUUAAUUGUCAGCGGUUCUACGACGAAGGCAGACCACUGGCCUUGGCAUGUCGCCAUAAAUAAGCUUACACGAGGUAUCCUAAACUACAUAUGCGGAGGAACAUUGAUUUCAAAAUAUGUAGUUUUAACAGCGGCCCAUUGCGCCACAGUCCGAGGCGUGAAAGUCAAUCCAGAUCUUCUUGGGGUUGUUCUCGGAAAAUAUAGUCUCCAUCGAAUCGAAAAUACUAAUCAAGACAGGGAGGUAUCUGAAGUAAUUGUUCAUGAUGAAUAUAAUAAGGACUCCGUUAAUAAUGAUAUCGCUUUGUUAAAGUUAAGUACAGAAGCCAUAUUUAACAACUUCGUCCAACCAGCUUGUAUUUGGUUCAACGGAAUCUAUGACCAUUUGCCAUCUUUUGAAAUUACUGGCACGGUGGUGGGAUGGGGGAUAGACCAAUCUGAUAUUCUAUCGAAAAACCUUCAAGCAGCAACACUUCCAAUAGUCCCAGAUAUAACUUGUAUAAGAUACGAACCAAUAUAUUACACCAGUGUGCUAAAUGGGAAGAAGUUUUGUGCUGGAAAUAGUAAUGGUACUUCUGCAUGUAACGGAGAUAGUGGCGGUGGAUUCUUUGUGUUUGUAGAGGAUGAUAGAAACUAUCAUUAUUACAAGGAAGUUCCAAUUGAAGAGAGACCAGGAGCUUG